This is a messenger RNA of Coprinopsis cinerea okayama7#130, 3948 nucleotides long. Its product is annotated as ubiquitin-specific protease. Gene Ontology annotation, biological process: protein deubiquitination. Bases 1 to 3948 code for a protein of 1315 amino acids. Gene Ontology annotation, molecular function: cysteine-type deubiquitinase activity. NCBI's taxonomy places the organism in Eukaryota, Fungi, Basidiomycota, Agaricomycetes, Agaricales, Psathyrellaceae. The record is from RefSeq and is a predicted model, not a curated record. The transcript has 8 exons.
AUGACCUCUUUGCCGUCGCCCGCGAGUUCGCCAUCGCUGACGCCAUCAGAUUCGACCGCCCAACUCAACUCAAACCGCAAAAGACAGCGUAGCCGCUCGAUGCAGUCAGACACUUCCACCGCCUCCGUUAAGCGUUCGGUUUCCGAAGGAAAUUCCCUCGAAUCGGUUCGCUCAGACCAGAUGUCCAGUCUGACAAUCGCAGACUCGAACCAGGACAUUGAUGCAUACAUGGCGGAGCAGGGAGAGGCCGAUAUUCCACAAACUCUUUCUUUGACACCUCCGCCCGAAGGCGCCACACAGUCGACGAUGUCUACCUCGGACGAAUGGUCGUUAUCGGCAUCGGAGAAGUGGCAAUUGGUGGAUAGGGCAAAGAAUAAACCAAUGACCGCAGGCGAGACCUGGUAUCUGGUGUCCAGAGAAUGGUGGAAACUCUGGGCCAGGGCUGUCGGCGGCCUCUCAGACAAAGAAGCUCCAGUCCCGGAAAACGAAGUAGGACCCGUUGACAAUUCACCUCUGCUCGAUGCCUCCGGUAGACUCACACCAGGCGUUGUUGAAGGUGUCCAGGUAGAGUUCGUCCCCGCAGAAGUUUGGUCCCACUUCGAUUCCUGGUACGGUCCUGCAAAUCACGCAAUCCCUCGGCGAGUUAUCGAGCGAGGCAUGUUUGGGACUACGACCGUCCUCGAGCUAUAUCCCGCAGAGAUCAAGGUCUUCCGGCUAUCUCGCGAUUCCGCUGAAAAGGCUGCCGCUGGGCCCCAUUAUCCGACCAUCCAAGUCUCCAUGGGCGAUACGCUCAAGGAUCUAUGCACCAGGGUCGCCGAUGCAGUCAAGAUCGAUCCGACGGUCGAUACCCCAUAUCGCGUCUGGAGACCCACCGCUGUUCCGGACGACUGGCGAAGCAUCGACUUCCCAACGUCCUCUCUUGAGGACGCUGAUGCCAAAGUGAUAGACGAGAGCCCUCACCUUCUCGAAAACCAGAAUAUCAUGUCCGGCGACGCAUUCAUCGUAGAGUUCAAGCAGCCCGAUGGGUGGCUUAUAGACACCCAAGCCGCAGCGAAAAAACCUGUGGCCGCUAUAGAACCGCCCCCACCAUUAUUCGAUUCGAAGAAUAGCUUUUUUAAUCGCCUUGGGACAUCCUCAUCCACAGUCGCCACUACCAAGGCCAGCACAGAACUUUCUACGGCAUUCACAAAGCCGACCAUCUCGAUUAAUAAAUCAAGUUUCACGAAGACGCUGGAGCCAGGAACGCUGGGGCUUGGUAACAUGGGAAAUACGUGUUUUAUGAACUCUGCCUUGCAAUGCCUGGCCCACACGAAAGAGCUGACCGAGUAUUUCCUGAACGGGGUCUUCAAAGCCGAACUCAACCGCGACAAUCCAUUAGGUAUGCAGGGCCAAAUCGCUGAAGUUUUCGGCGCCCUGCUUGAGCGCAUCUGGGCGUCUUCCGGUCCAUCAACGAGCUAUUCCCCUCGAGAAUUCAAGCAAACCCUUCAAAGAUUCGCCCCUCAGUUCAGUGGCUACCAGCAGCACGAUUCCCAGGAACUCGUCGCCUUUUUACUUGAUGGACUGCACGAAGAUUUGAACCGCGUCAUCAAGAAGCCUUACGUUGAGAAACCCGACUGGGAGGGAGGCGGAGAUGCAGAACUGGUGAAACUAGCGGCCAAGUCCUGGGAGGGAUACAUGCUUCGAAAUGAUAGCGUCAUCGUCGACCUCUUCCAAGGCCAGUAUCAAAGUACCCUUGUGUGCCCUGAAUGCGAGAAGAUUUCCAUCACCUUCGACCCAUUCAUGUACCUAACACUUCCACUGCCUGUGCAAAAGAAGUGGAAGCACACCAUCUUCUAUGUCCCCUGGGACUUAGAAAAACCCCAUGUCAAGGUGCCCAUUGAAAUCAACCGCGAUUCUUCUUUCAGAGACCUUCGGAAUGUCCUUGGGCGCUGGGUCGGGGCAAUUCCAGAGAAUCUCCUCAUGCUCGAAAUUUUCCAGCACAAGUUCUAUAAGCUGCUUGACGACAGUCUUCCCGUGAAUGAAAUGUCGGAGACUGACGUCAUUGUGUGCUUUGAACUCCCCUGCAAUGCCCGAAUGAACCGAACCUACAAGAAGAAGGAAGACGAUCCUUUCAUCCUCCCACUUUUCCUUUGCGAUGCAAAGCCCACAGCGACCCGCGGCUUCACAUACCGCUCGGGCCCUUCCUUGUUUGGUUACCCAGCUAUUGUUGUCGUCGACAGAGGCCAAGCCACAACCGUCGACGCAAUUUACGAUGCGGUUAUUACCCGCCUUCAGCGCUGGACCAAGAAUGCACGGGACUUGUACGAUUGGGAGGUAUCGUCCGAACCCAUCAGUGAAGUCUCUAUCCCAGUCCCUGGCUUCCCACCUCUGGAGACGGUUACAGAAAUUACCCCUACUGCCGAGGGCGAGGUCGUCGUCCAACCCUCCGCCGAGGAAAGCGUUAUCGUGGACGAAAAGAAUAUGGUUGUCGACGAAGAAGCCCCGUCGGACGACGUCGAACUCGAAGUUGGCACACCCAGGCCCUACCGUACCAAGAAGGACGUCUUCACCCUCAAGAUUUACACGAAUCAAAAGGAGUAUGGGGCCGGCUAUGGCACGUACUCCAGAACAGAAGAAUGGGCGACAUGGGAGCAUCGCUUGGCAGACCAAGAGACAGGGAUCGAUCCUUUCCUGAUCCGCCAAGACGACGCUUUGUACGCCGAGUUCGACGAGAACAUGAAGGCCUACUAUUUCGGAGAUUCGAAGCUUGAGAAUGCUCGAUGGGACGAGCGUGAGUGGGAAGAGUUCGUUCAUCCAGAGUUGGCGGCGAACCAGAAGGCCGAUUCAUUGAAACAAAGAAGGGGGAUCACUCUGCAAGACUGUUUGGAGGAGUUUGUUAAGGAGGAACAGUUGGGCGAGGAUGAUCUGUGGUAUUGCCCAUCGUGCAAGAAGCAUCAACAGGCGACCAAGAAAUUCGAUUUGUGGAAAGCGCCGGACAUCCUGGUCGUACAUCUCAAGCGCUUCAGCAAUAACCGGAUUCUCCGCGAUAAGAUCGAUACCUUUGUCGACUUUCCAGUUGAAGGGCUGGAUUUGGGUGAUAAGGUUGGGGAACGGGCAGUGGCUACGAGGUUGAAGGAGCAAGGGGUGGAGCUGGAAGAGUUGAAGACAGUGAAUCUCGACGAGCCCCUCGUUUAUGAUUUGUUCGCCGUGGAUGAACACAUGGGCGGACUUGGUGGUGGACAUUACCGUGCCUAUGCUUCCAACCACCUGACGGGCAAGUGGUACCACUUUGACGACGGAUAUGUGAAACAAGCGUCAGCGGAGGAGUCUGUGAAUUCCAAUGCUUAUCUCCUCUUUUAUCGACGUCGCUCCAGCAAGCCCUUGGGGGGUGAAACCUACCAGCGGGCCAUGCAGAAGAAACCACAGGUCGAACCCUCGCUUGACGACUCGGAGUCGACCGAAAUCAAUCUGGACGACUCUGGGUUACCGACUCCUCCAAGUGAAGGAGAUGCCACUUUUAUUGGGCCCUCGGACAGGUUCUCACCUUCUUCUUCCACGCUCCCAUUUGCUGACUAUUGGAACCGUUCGAAUCCCACAUCCUCUGGACCAUCCCCUCCCAAUGACGACCCACCCACCUUUGAAGACGCGCAAUCUGAUCCAUUGGUCAUUCCGGACGUUCAUGAAUCGUUCGCAUACGAUAGUGGAAUCUACAUGUCCUCAUACCGCAGAACGUCGCCAACAUCCUCUAACGAAGCUGAAGCUGACGGGGCGGAAUCGUUUUGGGACGAACUCGUCGACAGUGGCAGGAAUUCACCGAGCUGGGAGAAGGGGAGCAGGUUUGCGUCGCCCUCGCAUUCUGAGUCGCAGUCGUCGGAUUUGAAUUUGAAUCCGUUUGACGACCAGAAUGUGCAGCGGAUCGAGCUGGACGAUGAUGUUAAGGAUGAAGCUGAUGUGACUAAACGAGCCUGA